This is a messenger RNA of Plectropomus leopardus (leopard coralgrouper), 5242 nucleotides long. It is a transcript of the gene arhgap24, whose product is annotated as Rho GTPase activating protein 24. NCBI's taxonomy places the organism in Eukaryota, Metazoa, Chordata, Actinopteri, Perciformes, Serranidae. The record is from RefSeq and is a predicted model, not a curated record. Gene Ontology annotation, cellular component: focal adhesion. Gene Ontology annotation, molecular function: GTPase activator activity. Gene Ontology annotation, biological process: signal transduction; activation of GTPase activity; negative regulation of Rac protein signal transduction.
UCAGCUGCUUUGACAGAAGUACAAGCAGAGGAAAGGCUUCCUGAGAGGCAGACAGAGUAGCCGAAGACUGACCUUUCCUAAGUGCUGCUGACUGGUGUGUCACAUUGACCUGCCGUUGACUUAACAAAAUGAAGUUUUAGGCGAAAGAGUUAUAUGAGGUGGAGGAAAGCGAGAAGUAAAGGAAGGAGGAGGGGGAGAGUAAGGAGGACAGUGGUGAGUGUAGUGGAGUGUGUUACAGCAGAAACAGAAGGAGAUAAAUCUCUCUGUGGCACUGAACAAGAACAGAUGAAGAAGUGGCACCGGGGGGCCGGCGGUCAGCAGCGACAGCGUGGCUUUUGCUCCCUCGACCUCCCGCUGAGAAGGGGGCACGUCUUCCUCUGCACCCCAUGGAUCUUAACUCCAACCCAGGGGGAGACAGAGAGCGGAUGACAGCCAACCAUGAGACCUACCUUCUUAUGGCCAGCACCCAGAAUGACAUGGAGGAUUGGGUGAAGACGAUCCGCAGGGUCAUCUGGGCUCCUUUUGGUGGAGGGAUCUUUGGUCAGAAGUUAGAGGAAACUGUACGCUAUGAGCGGCGGUUUGGGAACAAGCUGGCCCCUAUGCUGGUCGAGCAGUGUGUGGAUUUCAUCCGGCAGUGGGGCCUUCGGGAGGAGGGCCUAUUCAGGCUGCCGGGACAGGCCAACCUGGUCAAAGAGCUGCAGGAUGCUUUCGACUGUGGAGAAAAACCCUCCUUUGAUUGUAACACAGACGUGCACACAGUAGCCUCUCUACUGAAGCUGUAUCUCAGAGAGCUGCCCGAGCCCGUUGUCCCCUUCCACAAGUAUGAUGACUUUCUGGCCUGUGCCAAGCUCCUCAGCAAAGAUGAUGAAAUGGGUAUGAAGGAGCUGAAAAAGCUUGUGGAAAAUCUACCUCCAGUGAACUACAACCUUCUCAAGUACAUCUGCAGAUUUCUAGAUGAAGUCCAGUCAUAUUCAGGAGUGAAUAAAAUGAGCGUCCAAAACUUGGCUACAGUCUUUGGGCCAAAUAUCUUGAGGCCGAAAGUUGAGGAUCCAGUCGCUAUUAUGGAAGGCACUGUUCUGGUCCAGCAGCUCAUGGCCGUUUUGAUUGGCCGCCACGAUGUGCUCUUUCCCCUGAGUGAGGACAGCCCCUCGGCCCUCGAGCUCGUCAACAACAACAACGUCGAGCUACAACGGCGACAAGCCAGCACAACUACCUCCGCCGUCACUACAGCGUCUCAGAACACCGAGAACAACAACACACAGGUGGUGCGGCAGUGUGUUUGGGAAACACCUGAAUCUCCUUCGCACCGCCAACAUUUAGACAACAGUGGCUCCCCGCGACCGGCAAGCCCUCGCAAUGGUGUCAUAGGACGUUUUGACGUCACCCGCAGUCCACCACUGACUGUUAAAAAGAACCCUGCUUUUAGUAAAGGCAGUGGGAUUGUAACAAACGGCUCUUUCAGCUCCUCACCAUCUUCAGACCCCUGUCAGGAAAAGAGCCAGACUUUGAGUGGUGGUGGGAGUUUACCAUUGCGGCGCAAUGGGGCGCUUAAGGGCUCUGGUACAAAAAUGGGCACCAGUGGCGUGACGAGUGGAAGCAGCUCUGGAGGGAAUGGAGUUGUGCGCAUGGGAAUUUCUGGUACCGAUGUGGUCACAGGGAACAGCCGCAAUGGUCUUUGGGUACCAAACGGCUGCGUCACAUUACGAGAAAGCAACAAAACGCGUGAUUGCUCAAGCGGGGAUCAAAUAACAAAUCAGAACCGUCUGUCCACGUAUGACAAUGUCCAGUUAAACCAUCAGAACCUGCAGCAGAACCACGUCACCAGCAUGUGUCUUAACAGCAGCUGCGAGGACAAGCAGAGCGUAGACAGCGCAACCUGGUCCACGUCCUCAUGUGAAAUCUCUCUCCCUGACAACUCCACUUCCUGUCGCUCCUCCACCACCACCUGCCCCGAACAGGACUUCUACGGAGGUCACUAUGAAGACCUGGAUGGAGCAGCACAGGACAAUGAGCCUCCCCAGACUGGUGGAGGAGGAGACGGCGAGGGCAGAAACAGCAACAGAGACGGAAGUGGAGACGGAGCAGGGAGGAGCAGUCGGGGCACCAGCAGUAGUGAUAAUAGUGAUGGUUACACUGUUGGUAACGGACCCGGCAGUCACAGCGCUCUGCACAGUUUGGUGGCCAGUCUUAAACAGGAGAUGAACAAGCAGAAGAGCGAGUACGAGGCCAGGAUAAAGAGCUUGGAGCAGCGUAACCUGGAGCUGGAGACGGAGAUGGUGAGCCUCCACGAAGAGCUGGACCAGGAGAGGAAGAAAUACACCAUGGCUGAGAUCAAACUGCGCAACGCUGAGCGAGCCAAGGACGACGCUGAGCGGCGAAAUCAGAUGCUGCAGAAAGAAAUGGAACAGUUUUUCUCCACGUUCAGUGACCUCACUGCGACUGGCAACACCCCAGCUGCCGACCCCCGCCGACCAGAUCGUAACAACGCCAUCUGGAUACAGUGAGGGAAGACUGGAAAUGGUUUAGUAUACGAUGAUGAACAUUGAGAGGGCUCCAAACAGGAUUUGGCGGCUGGUUUUUUGAGGGAAAGUUGGAAAGUUACAAAAAGGUUAAUGGCAUGUUUUAACUUAAGAAAUAGGAGGUGUAGGGCUAAUGCAAGCCACCUGUAUAAAUGUGAGCAUCACCUGGAGUGAUGCCAGACUGACAUUAUCUGUAAAUACAGCAUUAUUUAAACGGCUUACGGACUCUCUAACUUACACAGAAACUGUGCUGGUGGUCACUCAUCUGACUACAAAGAGGAGUAAAGGCACAGUACGCCGCAGUCUUUGACGAUAGAUUAGUGUUGUAGCUGUUAGAGCCUCAUUGGAGGAGAGGCAAAAAAGGUUGUGGUCAGCAAAAAAAUAAAACCUUGGACCUGAAAACACGAAAAUGACACAAAAAUGCCUCCUUUCUUAAGUCACUUUUAAAAAUCUAACCAAAAACAUCUUGUUUCAUGUUAUUCUGUAUCGUGUACAUAGAGGGAAACAAUGCAGAAAAACAUGUGUCAUAUGUAUGUAAAAAGAAACAUAAAUGUUUAUCUGAUAUUUAAGCAAAGCUAUCAAUGUGCGAUAUUUUCUAUUAAGAUUUCUCCUUGCACUUGUGUCUGUUUAGUCUUUGCAAGGCGGUACUGAAUGUUCUGUCGGUCAAUGUGUGCACCAUUUAAAUUGGACAAUAUACUUUAUUAUGUGCCUGUGCUUAUGUGCUGUUUCAUUUACCCCCAUGACCAAAAAAAGAGCCUGUACUGUAAAUAUUUUCUAGAUAAUCGUAAACACUACUUGUUAGCCUGCUCUGUGGUUUGAUGCGGAUGGAUUCGGCACGUAUUGUAUUGAUUAAAGAAUGUUUUGUAGCUUGUAAAGAUACAUUUUAAAAUUUGCACGUUGUGUCAUUGGCAUAAAUCCCUGAUAAAAUGCAACACCUAUUCUGAAAAUGUUGGGACACUGUGUUAUACAUAAAUAGAAACAAAAUGCAAUGAUUUUCAAAUCCUUUUUUAAACUAUUUUCAUUUGCAUAAAGUCCAAAGACAAGAUACUCAAUGUUCAAACUGAUAACUGAAUUGUUUUAUGUAAAAUAUACUUUUAUUCUGAAUUUGAUUCCUGCAACCCACUCCAAAAAGUUGUAACAGGACUACCAAAAGACCUGGAGAGUUGUGGAAUGCCAACAAUGCCAGUGCUACACCAGUUUAGAACCUUACACAGGUAAACUGUAUUUGGAAAUCAUGAUUUUAUGUCCUCAAAGUUAAAGAGAAAAAAGACUAUUUUGAUUAUUACCAGUGCAAAGUUCAAAAGCCAGCAUCUGUGCUGGUAUAGAGUUGUGUUGUGCCCAUGGCAUGACUAACUGAGACAUCUGUACAGGCAUCAUGUAUGGUGAAAGGUUCAUACAGGUUUUGGAGCAACAUAUGCUGCCAUCCAGACGAUUUUCUUAUUUUUAGGGACAUCCCUGCUUAUUCCAACAAGACAAUGAAACACAUUGUGCACAUUUUACAACAGGGUGUCUUCAUAGUAAAAGAGUGUGGGUACUAGACUGUCCUGCCUGUAGUCCAGACCUGUCUCCACUGAAAAUAUGUGGUGCACUUUGAAACACAUAAUAAAACUUUGGAGACUCUGGCUUGUUGAGGAACCGAAGUCCUAAAUUAAGCAAAAAUGGGUAAGAAUUUAACUUUCAUAACUUCAACUAUUAGUGUCCUCAGUUCUCAAAUGCUCUCUGAAUGUCAUUAAAUGAAAAAGUGAUGCAACACAGUGUCAAACAUGCUCUUGUCCCACAGAACACGUUGCAGGCAUCCAAUUCAGAAUGAGUAUAUUUACAAUAAAAAGAAUAAAGUUUAUCAGACUAACCAUAAUAAUAACCAUUAAUAUCUUGUAUUUGGAUAGUAAAGUAGGUCAAAAUGGAUUUAUAAAUCAUUCACACAGCAUCUCUACUUUUUUCUAAAUUGGGUUUGGAAGAAUAUCUGUAGAAAAUUAUGAAUUCCAGCUCCCCAUUAUCAGAUGUGUAGCUGCUGUCAUGUUAUGAAUGCUAUUGGGAAUUACAGUCUGAGCAUACCAGAUGCCAGAUUUAAAAACACUCUCUUGUCAUCUUCUGACAAUUUAUUCACCUGACACAACUGGUUUUCCUCUUAAAGUAGCUCAGAAUAACAACCUACCUACAGCAGCACUGAGCUGUGUUUGUGGGUCAUAAUGUGAAAAAAAAUGUGGAUUACAGCAUCAAGUGUGUCAACAUUGGGGACAUAGAUAGCAAGCGUUGUGUGUGCAUGAUGGUGCAUGAGUCCAUGCUGGGCCGGUGUACAAUAAGUCAAUGUCUGCAAAGUGACUGCAUAUUGAUGAAGUCUUUAUGAGUGAACUUAUGUAGCUUUAAGCCAAAUGUAAACACACAAUGUGGAUUCACUGAUGGGUACAAAACAUCUGACCCGAGCUGGACUUCUUUUCCUCUGAAGACCAGGUCCAAUUUAAAAACCUGCUGCUGGCCAAUGCAGGACAUCUGGAAUGUGCACAUGGAGAGGAGAGAAAAAAGUGCCUGAACAGCUGAAGGAGGGAAAAGGAGCCUGCGCUUCUCAUUUUGCACCCUUCACCGGGAAGUAAUAGGCUUAAGUCGAGCUGACAGUGGCACCUCGUUCUGUGAAUUCCACACAAAAGAGCAGAUUAUGGACACAGGGCAGGAGGGACAGCAGGACUGGGGUAGUGGAAUAUUUUCAUGACAUGAUACUUGAUACA